Parasteatoda tepidariorum (common house spider) is the source of this 1364-nucleotide messenger RNA. The record is from RefSeq and is a predicted model, not a curated record. Lineage: Eukaryota; Metazoa; Arthropoda; Arachnida; Araneae; Theridiidae.
AAACUAACCUUUAAGGAUCUAGAUAUUGAUCCUACUGGUGACACCUUAGUGGUUUUUUCAAAAGCCAAGGAAAGUAUUUUGGCUGAAUUUAGCGGAAGCCAACUUCCAAAGCCAGUUCUCUCGAAACCUGAUGAAAGUGAGAUAAUGCUUCUGUUUUUCACUGACUUCAUGAUUGCAGGCAGGGGAUUUAUAAUACAAUAUGAGUCAGCGCCUGAUAUGGAGCUCUGCAACAAAAAUGAAGGAGUUUGCAGGAAUCGCAAUUGUUACUCUCUAUCUAAAAAGUGUGAUGGUAUCGAUGAUUGUGGUGAUGGGACAGACGAGGAAAAAUGCGGAAAACCAGUAGCUCUACCAUCUGAAGAGUGUGGACAAACUCCUAUCACCCCCAACACCAUGUACAGUUCUCCUGAUAGGCAGGUUGGGGGUAUUCCAGUAGUUCCCAACAGUUGGCCCUGGCAAGUUUCAUUGCAACACACCUACAAGGAACCCAACGCUCAUUUUUGUGGAGGUUCCCUCAUUAGUCCGCAAUGGGUGCUGACGGCUGCUCACUGUGUGGUUGGAAAAUCACAUGACCCUCAUGAUAUGAAGAUUGUUCUAGGAAGUCAUGGUAAAUAUAAUAAAACGAAGUACGAAGUCGUAAGAGUGGCAGAGAGGAUUAUAUCCUAUCCAGAUUUAGAGGGAGAACAGAUGAGAUACAUGACACUUACCCAUGACGUAGCUUUAGUGAAAUUGAAUGCUCCAGUAACUUAUAGUGAUGGCAUUCAACCCGUUUGCUUGCCGAAUAUCGGUUGGGAAAUUAAACCAGGAACGGUAUGUUAUUCCACUGGAUGGGGAGAAACCAGAGGCUCUGGAUUUGCAGCUGUUCUUAAACAAACUGAGCAAAUUGUACAGUCAAAAGAUAACUGUUCAUACGACUUAAAAACACAAGUGUGUGUGUCUAAAACCAACCAAUCUCCUUGUCACGGAGAUAGUGGGGGACCACUAUCAUGCAGAUUUGGUACUAAAUGGUGGGUGUUUGGAGCUACAAGUUUUGGCACUGACUCCAACAUGAUGACCAGUCUCUGUGGAACACCCAACGCAAAAGGAGUUUUCUCAAGCAUAGCAGAUAAAGGCGAUUGGAUUCGUAAAGGUGACAGUGGCGGACCCCUUUCCUGUAAACUAGGAGAUAAAUGGUUUUUGAUGGGAGCUGUAAGAUAUGCCAGUGCCACCAAUUUCAUGAGCGGCCUCUGCGGAUUGCCAGAAAAUAGAGUUGUGUUUGCUGCAACAGCUGACAAAGCUGAUUGGAUAAAGAACAUUAUUAAUAAAUAUAACUAAAUACAUUUUGUAUGUAUAUCAGACAGUCAAAUAAAAUAUUUUCUUAUCUAUGC